UAUUUUUAGAACAGCUCUGCAUUUUAUAAAUGUGACGUCACGAUCGGAGACCAACAGCUAGACGAGACCUCGCCCAACGCGUUGAUCCUUACUGAGAUUGUUGUGAGUUUUAACAGGUCCACAGUCAUCAAAGAUGCGUGAAUACAAGCUAGUGGUCUUGGGAUCCGGUGGUGUAGGCAAGAGUGCCUUGACCGUGCAGUUUGUUCAAGGGAUCUUUGUGGAGAAAUAUGACCCCACCAUUGAAGACAGCUACAGAAAGCAAGUGGAGGAGUGUGGACUAUCAUGUAUGCUGGAGAUUCUGGACACAGCAGGAACAGAACAAUUCACGGCCAUGCGAGACUUGUACAUGAAGAACGGCCAGGGAUUUGUUCUUGUUUACUCCAUCACAGCCCAGUCCACCUUCAACGACCUGCUGGACUUAAGAGAACAGAUCCUACGAGUCAAAGACACAGAUAACGUGCCCAUGGUUUUGGUAGGCAACAAAUGCGAUCUGGAGGACGAGAGAGUGGUAGGGAAGGAUCAAGGAGUCAACCUCGCAAGACAGUUUGGCAACUGCACGUUUCUGGAGACAUCGGCCAAAGCCAAGAUCAACGUAGACGAGAUUUUCCACGACCUGGUGCGACAGAUCAACCGUCAGACGCCGGACCCACGAAAGAAGACCAAUAAGAAGAAACAGGGCAGUGGCAGGUCCUGUGUAUUGCUGUGAGGGGUCAGUGGGGCAGUCUACAAGUUGGAUUGCAUGCUUAAAAGGGGGAUUUGUGACAUCAUGGCACACGUUUCAUUCAGCAUAAAUGUUAGACUUUCAACACCGGAUCACAUAUCAGCUCUGUUUGGAUCCAUCGGCAGUCAACUCUCGUCUCGUCAUCUGCAAAGUAAUUUCAACCAAUCGUCUGUCCACAUUGUACAUCGCCCAUUUCGCAAGAAAACCAACUGUUUUUGAAACUUUCCGGCUUGGUGUUGCAAAGGAUGUGUAUGCUAUAAUUUUGUUGACUCAACUCUCAAAUUGUCGAGUGGCGUUUUGCAUGGUCAGUUGUACACUGUAAUAUUUUAUUACUAAAAAUUAACAAAAAAAAUCCUUAUUUACAGUGUUUUAUCGUAGGGUCCUUGAAGGAAUCAAGUUUUACUGUGUACAUUUUUUCGUAAUAUUUAAUCGGAAUGACAUCUGUAUUGUUUCUUUUGACAUUCGUCCAUUAAUAAGUAUACGGAGAACCUGCUGGACAGAAUCAUACACAUGAACGUUAAUUGAAGUUUGUAGGAUUUGUUGCCAGUUCAUCAUUGAUUAUUUUUUUAGUUAUUUUGGUGAGCAGGUAAAGGAUGUUUACAUGUGCGGCUAUUAUCUGUUCAAAGUUGACUGAAUCCGAAGGAAAUGGCUUGCUGGGGUUUUUUUAGUUUGUUUUUCAGCAGUACAGCUUUUUUUAGUUGCAUCUUUAAGGAAGAAAUUUAAUGUCCUAACUACUUUCCUUCCUAUGUGGUCAACACAUUUUUUACAAAGGAACUUCAGGAAACACCAGUUAAGAGCAGUUAUAUUUGUUCUUAAGUACAUUUGUUCAUGUUAAAAUGAGAUCAUGCAUACAACUGUAAUGGAAGUGGUGGAGCUUGAAUUGAGUCUGGCGCCCCCUAUUGUCAGAGUUGGGCCAUUGGAGCACAUUUCAAAAGCUCUUGGAUUAAAGGGCCAUUUUCCAAACCACGGCUUUGUUUUAAUAUGUGGCUUUAGGUAUGCAGUUUGGCACUGGAGCUGGAGACACAGCCUAAGCCAGGGUUUGGAAAAUGGCGACAUUGGUGCUUAAACAUUGAACGGUAUAAAAGUCUGACUGCCUGACUACACUAGGGAGAAUACUGUUGAUGGAUAGUAAGGAACCAGGAAUUCAUUGGUUUGGGAUGAUCAAUUAUAAACUGUUUGCUAACCUAAACUGAAUUUUUUUAAUGUUGCAUGUAAGUGAUGCCAUAAAAAGUGCUAAUUUUCUUCCCCUUUUUUUCAACUUAUAUAUAUCUGUAAACUUGUUUUUUUUAGUAGGAAAAUCAUUGUUAAGGUGACAAAAUGGGGUGGUGUACAAAGGUUUAGGCAUCUCGGGCUAGACCCAUAAACGUGGCAUCAUUAACACCGCCACGUUCCAGAGUUGCGCAGAAACACUCAACGCACGCGAUUAUACGGGUACCAUUUCGCGCGUGCAUGACUCAGAGUACCAGCAUACCCUGCGUGACCUCAGAAAAUCUAAAAUUCUGCUCGUACGUUUGUUGUCGUGUUGAGGUCUUUUUUCCCCACAAAUUUCUUGAGAAUGCCAGAUCCUACGCUCGCGUAAAUUCACAGAAAGCUUCAUAUGUAAGUACUUAUAAUAUUCAGGCAUGCAAUUUUUCUUCAGAUCUGCUGAUUUCCUCGUUUUUAACUUCUCAUGAAUGCCAUUACAAAUUGAAAAAUGCUAUACAAAGACUUGUGUGGUUUGGAGUUUCCUUGUUUUUCUAAAUUUUCAGUUGCAUGCCUGAAUACUGGCAACCCGACGUGCCGCAUAACAAUUUCAGAGUGUUUUUACGCGAGGCUGGAUCAUGGCGUUGUCAUUGACGCCACAUUCGGGUCUACUUGGGCCGAUGGCAUGGAGCAAUUUCACAAGCAAGUGUACUGUUUCGCUGAAUUUUGUUUGAAGCCAAGUUCAGCUAAUAAGCAAGUUUUAGUGUUGUACAUGCAAGAUGCUCAGCGAAAUCAUACUGUACUGACAGGCAUGCAACUUUUCCUCGGAUCCGCUGAUUUCUUCGUUUUUCACUCCUCAUGAAUGCCGAUACAAAUUGAAAAACAUUGUACAAAGUCUUAUGUGGUUUGGAGUUUCCUCGUUUUUUUUUCUAAAUUCCCAGUUGCAUGCCUGUGUACAUGUGGCGUCCAUUUGUGUGUGGCCCAUGUGCACAAAAAUGAUUAAAUAAUGAUGAAAAUCGAGUUUCGUUUUCAAGUUUAAAAUGUGGAGUUGCAAAUUAUUAUUUUAUGCAAUAUACAAUACAUACCUCUCUACAGCGGACCAAUGCAGGUUGAUGUGUGGUAGAAAUCCUUGUCCCCCCCCCCCCCCCCACCUUGCCCAUUUGUGAAAAGUGAUUGGAAUAACUGAAUGAUACUUUUGGAAAAGUUGGCAGCGCGAAAGUAAUGCAAGGCUGUGAAUGGACGGAAAGAUUUCCGUAUACGAAGUUCACUAAUUUUCCUCUGUAUUGACUAACAAGCCCCCAGAUAGCAAUUUCAUGUCAUCAAAGUCAAUUUGAGCAGUGAGCAAAUACAAGCAUUUUCUUAGAAAACACUUAGAAUUUUUCAGUCCAAUCUCAUAGGGUUUGUACACAGGGUGUUGAGUGAACUUCGUAUAUGGAAAUCUUUCCGAAUGGACUUCCGAGAUUUGUAUGCUGUGAUCUAGUCGGUCAAACACAACUGUUGAUUGUAGUUUCUACUUGUUUUCCCAGUUAUCUUUUAAAAAUUAUUUGAGUUGUUCCAAGUCCGAAAAAGCUAUUUAAUAUCCAAUAAAUAAACUGUGCUUUUGGAUAUUAUUAUUAUUAUUAUUUUUCUGGUAAGUACAACUUUGUCAAAGGCCAUGAUGUCAGGUGGCAGAUCGUUUAGUUAAAAAACAUUAACGGAAUCUAGGAAUUGGUCAAAUUUGUGUACUUUUUCCCCCGACUAGUUCAAAAAAGUUGAGUGCCUACCCCUUGCAAAUGCAGAUUACGUGACACUGAAAAGGCUUUUUCAAAAGCGAGUACACUCUUUCUUGCAGAAGAACAAUUUUUUUUGGUCAAAUUUGUUUCGCUUUUGCAUCGGGUACGAAUCAGUCUUUAAAAAAUCGCGUGUUUCUAGUACACAUUGUAAAUAAGUCUUAAAAAGUCAUCUUCUGUACAAAUAUUUUUCUUUUUUCUUUUCCUUGAUUACUCAUAUCACAUUUGAUUGUAUUGUAAUUUUUGUCGCGUAGUUGAUGCGCCACUUCUCCAGUCUGUGUUGUGGGCGGGCAGAAUAACACAAGGCAAUGCAAUGUUGUGUUUAUGUACGCUUGAGAACUUUACAAAUUGACAUAAUCUAAACCAUCCUUUAAUUUGCUCGAAAUGUAAGAAGGGACAGAGAUUCCUCAUUUACUUCAUCUAUAUGUAUUUAAUGUAAAAUAUAAAGUCUUCGGUCACAACUAUUCAGUAGCCUUUUAAUACGCAAAACAAAAAUAGCAUGAAAAGAAAUUACUAAUAGUAGAGUUUUGUAAGUACAUAUUUAAAUUAGAAUUGAGUAAGUAAAAUUUGUCGAUUGAAGGGUUUGAGUGUUCUCUCAGAGUGGUGUCUUUGACCAAUUAAAGUGAGCUCCGUUUCCCAGAUGUUGGCAAA
Messenger RNA from Patiria miniata (bat star), 4323 nucleotides. Its product is annotated as ras-related protein Rap-1b-like. Gene Ontology annotation, molecular function: GTPase activity; GDP binding; GTP binding. NCBI's taxonomy places the organism in Eukaryota, Metazoa, Echinodermata, Asteroidea, Valvatida, Asterinidae. The coding region runs from base 134 to 706 and encodes 190 amino acids. Gene Ontology annotation, biological process: cellular response to cAMP; Rap protein signal transduction; negative regulation of synaptic vesicle exocytosis. Gene Ontology annotation, cellular component: plasma membrane. The record is from RefSeq and is a predicted model, not a curated record. The transcript has 8 exons.